This is a messenger RNA of Pezoporus occidentalis (night parrot), 12108 nucleotides long. RefSeq names its product sacsin-like. The transcript has 7 exons. Lineage: Eukaryota; Metazoa; Chordata; Aves; Psittaciformes; Psittacidae. The coding region runs from base 29 to 11899 and encodes 3956 amino acids. The record is from RefSeq and is a predicted model, not a curated record.
GGGACCGCCCCCCCCGGCAGUGCCGGUCAUGAGCGCGGCGCAGGCGGACGCGCAGGCAUUCUGCCAGCGGGCUCCCGUCUUCCUUGAGUACCUGCAGAGCAUCCUGCAGAAGUACCCCGAUGGGGGGCAGAUCCUCAAGGAGCUGGUGCAGAACGCUGACGAUGCCGGCGCUAAGGAGGUCGUGUUUGUGUCUGAUGAGAGGGAGUUCGACGUCACCAGAGGAGGGCUGGAGGGCACCCAGGGCCCAGCUCUCCUGGCCUACAAUGAUGCCCUGAUGUGCCCCCGGGACUGGGCAGGGAUCCUGAGCCCAGGGGUGUCACACAAGCGGAAGGACCCCGGCACCGUGGGGCGGUUUGGCCUGGGCUUCACCUCUGUCUACCACCUCACUGACCUCCCAGGUGUGCUGAGCCCCCCAUUCUUGGGGGUGCUGGACCCCGAAUGCCGGGUGCUGCCAGGUGCUGGUGCCCGCUGGGAUGUCUCUGCAGCCCAGGACCUUCCUGGCCUUUUCGAGCCCUUCUGGGCUGGGCUGGAGGCUGUGGGACAGCGCCGUGGCUCUGCCCAGGGCACCCUUUUCCGCUUCCCCCUCCGCCGGCAGCCCUCAGGAAUCGCUGCAGGGGUCUCCCAUCCCGAGCGCAUCCGUAGCCUCCUCCAGACCUUCCUCACUGAGGCCCCUCUUGCCCUCCUCUUCCUCCGCCACAUCCGCCGCGUGACCUUGUACCGCGUGGCCCCUGAUGGGGUCCAGACGCUCAUGGGGACCCUCGCGGCAUCCCCUCAGGCUCUCCCUGUCCCAGCGCCAUCAGGGGAUGAGGGGCUGAGCCUGGCGUGGUGCCUGCUGGCCCUGCGUGGGGAUGGAGCGGGGGACAGGAGCGAGUGGCUGGUGGCCACGGGCAGGGCCACGGAGGGUCCGGCCAUGGAGCUGGGGGCAAAGCUGGGGUGCUGCCCCGAGCUGAGCCUGGCGCACCCCCUCCAUGGGCCCUGCCGAGGGCGGCUGUGCUGCUUCCUACCCCUGCCAGCCACCGACGAGACCGCCACGGGGCUGCCCGUCCAUGCCAGUGCCCCCUUCGCCCUCUCUGACGACCGCCGCCACCUCCGCUGGCCCGAGGAGGGUGAGGAGGGUGAGGAAGAUGCCCGCUGGAACACCCUGCUGCUGCUCGGCCUCCUGCCACGGCUCUACAGCCACAUGGCUGCUGUGGCCAUGGCCCUGCCCGGCACCGACGCCUACAGCAUGUGGCCAGACCCCGAGCGCACGCCCGGCUGCGGCCGUACCCGCAGCCUGGUGACCCACGUGUGCCGGGGGCUGGCAGCCGCCCCCACCCUGGUGCCAGCCGCAGCGGGGCCCAAGGGGUGGCUGCGUGCUGCAGAGGCCGUGCUGCUGCCCGCGGCCAUGGGGGAUGCAGAGCGCGCGGUCCGGGCCUUGCUGCUGGCAGCCGGGGAGCCGGUGGCUGAGGUCCCGGUGCACGUCAGGAGGGCUCUGGCGCUGGGGAUGGCGCAAGGCGUGCGGGAGGCCACGGCGGGACACGUGCGGGAGGUGCUGCGGAGCCACGGCGCUGCGGGCGUUCCGGAGGCGGAGCGGCUGGCCCUGCUGCGCUAUGUGGCUGGGGAUGGGGGCCACGCUGAGCUGCGGGGGCUUCCCCUCCUGCCCCGCGCGGAUGGGACCUUUGUGGCCUUUGGAACCGCAUCAGACGUUGUCUACGUGGACACGCGCGACUGCCCCAGGGAGCUCCUGCCUGGCUUGGCUGGGUCUUUCCUGCCCUCAGACCUAGAGCCAGGCUUGGACAGGCUCCUGCGAGGCAUUGCCAAGGCAGGUCUCUUCCCCAACCUGGUUCUGCUGGAUCCAGCCAUGACUGUCCGGACCCUACGCUUGGCCCUGCCCUCUGCCUGGACGUCCCAGUCUUCAACCCCAGUGACCUGGUACCUGGACCAAGGCCCCCCCCAGCCCCCAGCCUCUUGGUUCCCAGCCCUGUGGCAAUUCCUGGUCCACCACGUGGAAAACCUGGGCCCUCUGGAGGGGCUCCCUCUCAUCGCUCUGUCCCCACUGGAUGCCCCCAGCAUCCGCCUGGCUCCGUUGAUUCCCCAGUCCAGUCUUAUCUUCCAGGCAUGGGAGGACCAGCGCCUGCCACUUGCUGUGUGCUCUGUGCUGGAGGUCCUGGGCUGCUCAGUGGUGCCUCCAGGCACGUGGCACCGCUGCCUGCCCCACUAUGUCUUACCUCCAUCCCCACUCAAUGUCCUGCGGGCCCUGGGCAGGCAGGGGGCUGCAGCUGUGGCCUCCCGCCUGGCCUCACUGCCUCCUGUGGAUGUGAACACCCUCCGGCUCUACCUGGCAGACAUCCCAUCCCUGACAAAGCAGGACAGGGCCACACUGGCUGCUCUGCCCCUCUUCAUCCCACUGCCCUGCUUGGCCACCCCACAGCCCACAAAGCUGGUGCCGGCCAGUGGCACCCUGGCAAUGGAGCCAGAGCUGAAGCUGCCUGGAGAUGUGGUGCUGCCAGAGGCUACGUUGCAGUGCCGAGAUGAAGCUGACAGUCGGCUCCUGGGGAGGCUCCAGAAGCCCCUCAUCAGCGUAGUCCAAGUGAUGCUGGAGGCUGUCAGAGCUGUGGCCAGAGGUGUUUAUGCGGGGCGGGCAGCUGAGACACAGGCUCUGCUGCUCUGGGUGCUGCAGAAGGGAGACAUCUUCUUUGCACAGAGCCCCCAGCUCCAGCAGGCCUGCAGCAAGCUGGCAUUCCUGGAGACUCCCAACGGCCCUGCACGCCCACAAGACCUCUACGACCCCUGUGAGAGCACCCUGCAGGCACUGCUGGGCCCCGAGUGCUUUCCUCCUGCUGCCUUCUGCAGCCCGCCUGUCCUCCGGGCCUUGAGAACCCUGGGCUUGCGGCACGGUGAGGGGUGCCUGCUGCCUUCGGACAUCCUAAAGGCUGCAGCACACGUGAGUCAGGGUGACAAGGCAGCUCUGGGCAGAGCUCAGGCACUGAUCGAAGUCUGCAACCACCCCAAGGCACUGUCUGGCUUCAGCAGUGCACAGCUCUCGCAGCUCCAGUCCUUGCCGUGGGUGCCUAGCUCCAAGUGCACUGGAAAGCCUGGGCAGCCCUUCCUGGCCCCAGAGAUGCUGCGGUCCACCCGGUACCAGCCCCUGGUGGGGCUUGCCAUGCAUCUGACUGCUGCUUUUGGGCCAGAGGCAGAGAAGAAGCUGGGGCUGAGCCAAACUCCACCACCAAAGAAAGUGUGGAAGCAGCUGAGGGAGCUGGCAGGGCGCAGGGACAUGGAUGAGGUAGGUGCUGCACUCCGGCCUGUCUACCAGCACAUGCAGGAAAACCUAAAGACCUUUGGGACUGCCCCGGACAAUGCUGUGGUGUGGACUGGAGCUGGGUUUGUCCUGCCCCGUGAUGCCGUGCUGAGCUAUCCUGAGGAGCUGGAGCUGGGGAUGCUGGUGCCCCGGGUGCCCCCUGACUUCCUGCCCUACAGCUGCCUCUUUAGGGCUUGGGGGGUGGAGAUGAGGGUAAGUGAGAAGAGAGCAGUAGCAGCUCUGCACUGCCUUGGGCAGGACAUAGACACACGCAGCUCCCGAGCUGGCACUGCAGCAGAGCUGCAGGUGGUUGUAGCUGUCCUGCAGUGGCUUAAGAGUCGAGGACACCAGGGUGAGGGCACGGUGCCAGUUCCUGUGAGGAUCCUGGAGGGCUCAGGCUUUGCCCUCCGUCCGGCUGCCACUACCGUGUACCUGGACAUGGAGCUGGACGCAGAGGAGGAUGUUCAGGAGGUGGUGCAUGUGGCAGUGCCGUCCAGCACGGCGACAUUCUUUGGCACGGAGCUGCUCAGUACGCGGGUGCUGGGGCCAGAGCCGCUCACCGCCUGCGGCCCCUCGGAAUCCAUCACCUUACGGCUCUGCAACAUCCUCCGGGAGUAUGGCGACGAAAGUGACCUCUUCACAGAGAUGGUGCAGAAUGCAGAGGAUGCUGGAGCUACCGUGUGCCGCUUCCUCCUGGACUUGCGACGCUGCAGAAAGGCCACCUCUGGGUUGCUAGAUCCCGGCAUGGGCGCCUGCCACGGCCCAGCCCUCUGGGCCUACAACGAUGCCCUGUUCACAGAGGAUGACCUCCGUAACAUCACACGGGUUGGGGCUGCUACAAAGGAGGGCCAGGCAGGCAAGAUCGGGCGCUUUGGGCUGGGCUUCUGCUCUGUCUAUCGUGUCACAGAUGUGCCGGCAGUGCUGAGUGGGGAAACACUGCUCAUCUUUGAUCCCAAUGGCACCCAUCUGGGCAAGCACAUCCCCAGGGCCGGCAGCCCUGGCAUCCGCCUGGACUUCUCCAGCCGACCACGCAUCCUCCGUGCCUUUGCUGAGCAGUUCUGGCCCUACCAUGGUAUCUUUGGGUGCCGCCUGCCUAAGCCAGGACCCUUUCCAGGAAGCCUUUUCCGUCUGCCUUUUCGCACUGAGGAGGAAGCUUUGACAUCAAAGAUUUGCUCAGAGGCCUUUGGUACAGUGCGCAUUCAGUCUCUUGGCACCAGCUUCCUCGGCUCUAACCGGCUCCUGCUGCUCUUCCUGCACAAGGUGAGAGAGAUGUCCCUGGAGAUGCUGCCAGACACAGCCACCUCUGCGGAGGAUACCAUGCCCCUGGCCAUGCUGCGGCGAAAGGAGAUCCGAGACUUGGGCACCCCUGGGGACCCCCCUAGCUGGGCAGCCAUUGAACAGCUCACAGCCUGCGAGGAAGCAUCCAAGACCACGUGGCACUACUUAGUUUUGGUGUGCCACGGUGAUGCGGACCUGCUGGAACUGUUUCACAAGAAUACACAGGCAGGGCACUCCCCUUCACCUCCCAUGGCUGGUGUGGCCCUUCCCCUUGCCCCUGCUGAAGACGGCAAGUGGGUGCCACGUCUGGAUGCCGAGGAGGGGCAAGUCUUUUGCCACCUUCCCAUCCCAGUCACCUCAGGGCUGCCAAUCCAUGUGCAUGGGGCCUUCAGCAUCCUCUCAAACCGUAAGGGGCUGUGGGACACAAAAGAGCGAGGUGAAUGGAAUCGAAUGCUGCUCCGCAAUGCCGUGCCUGUUGCCUGGCUCCGGGCACUGGAUCUCCUUCGCUCCAUGCAUGAGGCAGGUGAGUUGAAGAACUAUGAAUAUCACAUCUUCUGGCCAGACGCUAAUGCUGCCCGUUACCCCUUUACAGAGGCUGUGACUGGUUUCUAUCAAGCUGUGGCAUCCAGGAAUGGUCUCAGGCUCUUUUCUGAUGGCCGCUCAUGGUGCUCCCUGCAGGACGCUCGUUUCCUUCACCAAGCUGUGGUCAGACACCCCAAGCUGGGUGCUGUGGCGAAGCGUGUCUUUGCCACCACCCUGCCCUAUCCCCUGUUAGCUGUGGCCUUGCCAGAGGAGGUGCAGAAGGGCCUCGGGGAGGCAGCGAAAGCUGGCAUCUACGACUGGCCCCGCUUUUACUGCGAGCUUGUGCUUCCCAAUUUGAAAGACCUCUCUGCUGUUGACCGGGACCCACUGCUUCUCCAUGCACUAGAUAUGUCCCACCAUGAUGUCAACAAAGUGCUGCAGACAGUGCCCUGCAUUCCUGCCACCCCUCAUGGUCACCUGCAGUUCAUCAAUUGCCUGGUACAUCCCAGAGGCCGCACUGCCUCUUUAUAUGACCCUAGGGAUGGGCGCUUCCCCACUGGGGAUGCUUUCCUUUCCCCAGACAGACUAAGCCAACUAGAGAGGCUGGGCAUGGUUAAGGACAAAACGACCCUGCCAGAGCUGCUGGAACGGGCAAAGACAGUGAAACUUAUCUGGACCGAGGACCAUGCCAAAGGCUACCAGAGGGCUGCCUGCAUCCUUGAGCUGCUUCAGGAUGCAGUGGAGGAGAGGGUGAGCAACACCAUGCAGGCAGCUCUCCAGUCUGUGCCCUUCCUCCCUGGUAGACUGCCAACUGGUGAACACGUGCUGUUGCCUGCUGGCCAGCUCUACCUCCAAGCCCCACUAGUGGGACUCAUCCACCCUGUCUUUGCUCCUAAAGUGCUGGGGAAAAAUUUCAGCCUCUCCAGGGAAGUGGAAUCCUUCUUGGGACUGAACCGGCAGAUACCAGCAGCUACAGUCCUUGAGCAGCUGGAGGCACUGAGCUGUAGCUCCAAUGCUCUCCCUUUGAAGAACCUGCAGGACAGCGCCCAUUGCUGCUACAGUUACCUGCACACACUGCUCCAGAAAGAUCACUCCAUCUGGGGUGAGGUGGCUUCUGCAGUGGCCCAAGAGAAGCCCUUCAUCUUGGUGGGCUCCCACUUUGUGCCACUCAUGGCUGUGGCUGAGAAACUGUCAUUUAAGGCUGCCCCAUAUCUUCACCAGCUUCCAGAGCAGUACCAACCCUACAAGCAACUCUGGGAGUGUGUGGGUCUGCGCCACACAUUCACCUGGGAUGAUUAUGCCAGAGUCCUCCACACCCUGGCAGAGAUGCACGCUGGAGAGCCCCUGCCUGCCGCAGAGCUGGCUCUGGCCUUGCGGCUGGUGUCUGUUGGCUUGAUGGUAGAUGACAAAGAGCCAGAUGCCUACCAGACCCAAAGACUCUUUCUACCCGACCAGGAGGGCAUUUUACGUCCACGGGACAAGCUCCACUUCAAUGAUAUGCCAUGGAUGCCAAUGGACAGAGAUGUCCUGCUGUGCCAUGAACAGCUAUCCCGAGCCAUAGCCCAGCGCUGCGGUGUGCCUACCACACGCCACCGAGCACUGGAGAAAAGCCAACUGCUCAUGGCAGGCAUGAGCCCCUGGGCACAGCCAUUUGGUGCCCAUGAAGACUUGCCUACACGGCUGAAGAACAUCUUGGGUGAGUAUCCAGCAUCUGCUCGUGAUAUCGUGACAGAGCUGGUCCAGAAUGCAGAUGAUGCUGGUGCAAGGCUUGUGCACUUCGUGUGGGACCGCCGGCAGCACCCAGCAGAUGCCACUUUCGGUGAAAAAUGGACAUUGCUGCAGGGCCCAGCUCUCUGCAUCUACAAUGACAGCCCCUUCCAGCAGCAGGACAUUGAAGGCAUUCAGCUUCUGGGGGUGGGUGGCAAGCAAGGCCGGCAGAAUGUCACAGGCAAAUAUGGCCUUGGCUUCAACACUGUCUAUCACUUUACUGACUGCCCAGCCUUCCUUACUGGAGACAGUGCCCUGUGUGUCUUUGAUCCUCAUCUCUCCUACGUGCCCACAGCCACAACUGAGAGUCCUGGUGGGAUGUUUGCUGUCACCCCUGAAUUCAAGAGGAGCUUCCCAGAUAUUUAUGGCACCUUCUUACCCUCCCUCUUCAACCUGAACAAGGGUGUCCUUUUCCGUCUACCCCUCCGCACUGCAACUGGGGCUAUCUUCUCCAGGGUGUCUGGAAGAGUUGUGCAAGACCAAGACAUCAUGGCAAUGGAGACAGUACUGGCUGAGGAAGGUGAGGACUUGGUGCUCUUCCUCCGGCACGUCCGCACCGUGGUCUUCUCUGAGAUCCCCCCAGAUGGGGAGCAAUUGUUGGAGAAGCUGCGGGUGGACACAGAGCUGACAGAUCAUGAUGCAGAGCUGAGACGGGCAUAUCAAGUGAGAUUGAGCCAAGACGUGGAUGAGAACAGCCCCACCUCUGUCUCCUAUAUGAUGACAGUCAAAACCAGCAGGGCCAGGGCCAGCACUGUGUGGAGAGUGAUCUCCCAGAUUGGGGUGCAGGAGGGGACUGAGGAAUCUCCAGUGCCUGGGCGGCUGCCCUAUGGGGCUGUGGCUGCCUGCCUGAAGCCAUUGGUCUUGCAUAAAUUCACAGGCAAAGCUUUCUGCACCCUCCCACUGCCGCUGAGCACAGGGCUACCUGUGCACAUCAAUGCCAACUUCUCUGUGGAUGCAGCCAGACGCUUUCUCCGCCAGGACUCAGGAAGCACAGAGGCAGCCUGGAACAGCUUCUUGCUCCGGCGCUUGAUGGCUCCACUAUACUGUGCCUUUCUCGCCAGGCAGUGGAAAGCCCUGGGGCCUGAAGGGCUCCAGUUCAAGUCCCUGAAGGUCUGCCAGCAGCAUCUGGCCUUCCAUUACCUCCAAUUCUUCCCUGUUGUGAAAGAGGCACAACCCACCUUUCAGGAUCUGGUGAGGAAUGUCUACAGGCAUGUCAGUUGUGCACCCCUGGUUCCUGUGUACCACAUCAAGACACUUAGAAAGCUACCUGACAGCAUGGUGACAGUGACCUGGGCAUCUCCAGGUGGUGGGAAUGUGCUAACAGAGCCAUACUUCCUUCAGACAAUUCCUGAACCAGCUCUCCAGAAUGUGCUGCAGCAGCUGAACAUGAACCUGGUGCCACCAUUCAUUCACCUGAAGCAGAUCUACAAGGAGUUCACUGAAGCCUGUGUGGAUGCUGUUUCCUUGCAGGCAGCCUCUCUACGGCGCUUCCUCAAGGCCCUGGCACUCCCCGUGCCCUGCAUGCUAGCAAAGACACCCCUGAGGACCCCGGAGAGCUGUGCUAUCCUGCUGAGACACUGCCUGGAGCCUCGGGAUGUGGACAAGGCAGAACUGGAAGGCCUGCCCUUGCUGGCCACACAAGACGGCUCCCUGAAUGCCCUCAGCACCCACCACCCAGUCUUCCGCAGCUCCUUUGCCCACCUCUUCCCCCUUCAGUGUCACCGCUUUGCUGACGAGUUAAUUUCUGUCUUGACCCUGCCUUGCUUUGUGAAGGAGCUUGACCUCCUGGAGGCCACACCACUCAUCCAGGAGGCACUGGGUCACCUGAAUUGGACCACAGAGGGGAAUAAGUGGCUCAAGGAGCUGUGGAAGUUCUUCAGCACUGUGGUCUACUCACCCAAAAUGACCCAAGACAAGUUGGAGGCAAACAUGAAUUCAUUCAUGAAUGAUCUCCGGGAUGUGAUAGUGCUGCCUGUUGAGGGGAAUAAGCCAGGCUCACAGCACCUACUGCCUCUAUCCUCCCUCCCCAAUGUUCUUUUUGAGUGUGAUACACAAGUGGCCAAGGUGCUGCACAAACUGGGCAUCCCUAUGCUCCAGCGGCUCCUGCUGCCUCCUGAAUUUGCCUACCACUGCCUGAAAACAAGGACACUGUCAGCCAGAGAUCCCAGGGCUCUGGUGUUCCAGCUGGCAGACACCAGAGCUGAUCUCCACUGGAGAGACUUAGAAGAGACGGAUGUUACUGUCCUGCUGUGCUCUGUGCAAGGAAAACUGGAUUCAUUGGCACUGCAGCAGCUCCAGCUCCUGCCUCUCUUCCAGAAGUAUAAUGGGGACUACGUUUCUGUGGCACCCUCCUGCAAGGUGCUGCUGCUCAAAAGCCAGUUCCCAAAACUGCCCAAGGGUGUUGAAACCCUGUACAACCUGAAGAAGGAUAUGGUGCUGCUCACAGCAGACAAGAUGCACCAACAGCUGGCCAAGGAUUUGGGGUGGGAGGUCACAGAUGACAAGCAGCUCUUCAAGACUGUGGUGUUGCCCCGGCUGUCCCAGCUCACAGCACAGCAGCUUAUGGAAGCUCUGCGCUUGUUCUUUAACCUGAAAUUCAUCUGUGAUGUUAAGUUGGAGAAAGCUGUUGUGGCAGCUUUUCGGGCUGUGGCCUUUAUACCUGAUGCCCAAGGUGUGCUGCGCCUGGCCUCCUACUUCUAUAUCAACACACAAUCCUUCAGCACCCUGCGGCUCCAACACCGCUUUGUGCCCAAGUCUUUCUUCAAGGAGCUAGGUCACCACAAGCAAGCUGCUGAGGAUUUCCUGCUUCAGGCAGGUGUUCGCACCAGCCUCUCUGAGGAGGAUUUUGUGGAACUGGCCUUGGAGAUAGAACAAGAAGCCACUCAGGCUGGGUGCCAUGCUAAAGACCUGCUGAUGCGACAGCAGGAGAUGCUCAAAGAGCUCUGUACCCUGUUGGACAAUCCUGAAGAAACCCCCCCAGGGAGUUUCCUGGAGCAGAUUGCCUCAAUCCGUUUCCUGCCUCCACUGGACAUCCCCCAAAACUUGAGGAAACUCCACCCCCCCUUUGCAGCCUGCACUAAGCCUGUGGCCCUGAAAGGCAGUGUUUACCAUUGCCAAGCAGAUGUGGCUGAGCUCCUGUGGACAUCAGCCGCUAUCCUGCCAAAGUGCUUUGCACUCAAGAAGAGCCUCCUGGAGGCCAUGGGAGUCCUUGUAGAGAUACCCACUGCUCUGGUGGUGGCCAACCUGGAGCAGCUGUGCAGGGUAGCCUGCCAGACACUGCAGCAGCUGAACACACGGGCCAAUGUGCUCCAGAAGGUGUACAACUUCUUGCAGACCCAUCUGAACGAGGUGGAUGCAGGGCGCCUCACUGAGCUGCCUGUGGUGCUGGCCAAGUCACAGGACAUGGCCAUGCCAUGGCGAGUAGUGACAUCACUCCCGGACGAGGCUUGCUUUUACCCCUAUCUCCUCACACCUGACCCCCACAUAAGUGUCUAUGGAGACCUCCUGCAACACCUUGGGGUGGUCCUUCUCCCCACACUGACUCACUACAGCCGUGUCCUGGCCCAAAUCCACCAGGAGAGCCAUGCCAGCAGGACCCUCAAUACCGUCCAGAAGAAGACAGUCCUGCUGGCCACUCACCACUUCUUCCAGCUUCUGCGGGAGGCAGCGGAGCCCCCUGAUUUCUCCAGCGUGUCUGAGCUGUACUUGCUGAGCACUGCUGACUGCCUGGAGUCAUCCCACGAGCUGUACUUCAAUGACUGCGUGUCCUCAAAUACCUCCAAGGUCCUGGGGAAGACCUUUGUGUUUAUGGCUGAACUACCGGGGAUUGGGCGCAAUGCCUGGUGGCUGCUGCAAAUGCUACCACAGCGCCUGCGGCCACGGGCGCUCUCAGAGGUGACAGAGCAGCAGCUGGAGAGCAGCCUGCAGCCAUGCCGCUAUGGUUCUCAGUGCCCUGGGCAGAGGUGGCUGCAGACCCUCCUGGUGUCACCAUGGUUUAGGAUGGGGCUGGAGUCCCUGCUCCAGUGGCAGAGCCACAGGGCUAUGAGAAAAAUGGAAGCGGACUGUGGCUUUGCAUUGGAGCAACUGAAAGUGCAGUGCUGCGAGGACAUCCGCACUGUGCUGGUGCACAAUGGUGCCAAAGUAGAGGGCACCUCCCAGCCACGGGUUGUGCAUGUGUGCCUGGCUGGUAGCGCCCAGCGGCUCCUCUAUAUCCGGCAUGCAGAGAUGGUGCUGAGCCGGCACCAGCUGAGGGUCCUGGAGACACUAGCACAGGAAAUCAAUACCAUCCUGGGUGGACAGCUGGAAGCACAAGCCUUGUCAGUGCUGCGCGAAAUGCUGGUCUGCCAGGAGCCACGGGAUGUGGCCUUUGUUCUGGAGGAGAAUGAUGUGGCACUGGUGGGUGCUGCACCAGAGGCAGAGGAGGUCAUGGCACCAGAGCUGGAGAAGAGGCUGCAUGGGGAGGCUGCGGCAAGGCAGAAGCCACGGAAGGAUUGCCGCAGCCUGAUGCCAGAGGGCAGUGGAGGUCACAGCACGGCUAGCAGGGAGCCAAAGGUGUUGCUGGGUGCUGCCCAGCACCAUUGCUGGGAAUGGGAAGACCAUGGCUCCUGGUUGCGCAAUGAGGAGGCCAUGGCCCUGACUCCAUCCAUCCCAGAAGCGCAGCGGUGGCUGCGGCAAGCCAAGAGUGACCUUCAGGCAGCCCAUAAUGACAUCAGGUGCUGCUGCUCCAACUGGGUCCUUUUCAAGGUGCACCAGGCCCUGGGGAAGGCACUGAUGGCUGCCAUACUUUGCUGUGGUAAAGCUUUCGAGGCACCACCAGGGCUGGUGGGGCUGGCCCGGUGGCUGGAGGUGGCAGAGCCAAAGCUGAGGGGCCUGGCUGAGGAGGUGGAGUGGUUGCAUAGCUAUGGCGUGGAUGGCAAAGCCACACAGUACCCGAAUUACCACCCCUUCCCCAUCACCCCCACCGAGGCCUUCCGCAGUGUGAAUGAGGAGGAGGUAUUGAAGCGGGUGCAUGGAGUGCUAGGGAGGCUGCAGGACCAUGUGGGCAGCAUGUGAGGAUGUGCCCAUGGAAGGAGGUAUUGCCAGCUGGGACACGGGGCCACCACGGACCUCUCAAGGCCUCACCACAAAUCAAGAGUUAUGGCUUAUAAGUUAUGAAACCUUAUGAUUUAGUGGUGAAUAAGUGAAUUUGUGUAAUAGAAUAGUCUGUCAUUUUUAUUUGUGGCAUUUCUGCAUGAGCUUAUGAAAUAAAGCUUAACAGAGUA